CGAACUGUUUACAUAUGUUUAUUAAUAGAAAAAAAAAACAAAUAUUUACGUAUAAAUAAAUAUAAAUGAUAAGCUUAUAAAUUAAAAAUAACAAUCCAUUAGAAUAUAUGCGUAGAUUUUUCCAAACUACUGCUUACACCAUGUCGAAAAGUAAAAAGAAAUCUAAUGCAGCAACAGCUCAAACUGCGGCCGCUACACAGGCCGGCAGCAGCAAUGAUGACCAACCAAUACAAUUGGACAAAAGCGGCAAUAUUACCAUUAAAAUCUUAGCUAAACCGGGUGCAAAACAUAAUGGUAUUACCGACAUUUCCACUGAAGGAGUUGGUGUACAAAUUGCCGCACCACCUUCAGAGGGCGAAGCAAAUGCAGAAUUGGUCAAAUAUCUCUCAAAGGUUUUAAAUCUCAGAAAAAGUGAUGUGUCGUUGGAUAAAGGCUGCCGUUCACGCCACAAGAUUGUAUUGGUUAGUAAAGGAGUCUCAACACCGGAAACCAUAGAGGAAUGUAUACGAAAAGAAAUUGGUUAGAAAUUGAAUUGAAUUAAGUUAAAAAAUAUAAAUUUUGUACUUGUAUAAUUUAUGAAUUAAAUUGAAACUAAUAUUAAACUGCCAGCUAAUACUAUCGUAAA
This is a messenger RNA of Lucilia sericata (common green bottle fly), 625 nucleotides long. Its product is annotated as UPF0235 protein C15orf40 homolog. The record is from RefSeq and is a predicted model, not a curated record. NCBI's taxonomy places the organism in Eukaryota, Metazoa, Arthropoda, Insecta, Diptera, Calliphoridae. Bases 108 to 524 code for a protein of 138 amino acids. The transcript has a single exon. Gene Ontology annotation, cellular component: cytoplasm.